Messenger RNA from Rattus rattus (black rat), 2195 nucleotides. It is a transcript of the gene Ap1s2, whose product is annotated as adaptor related protein complex 1 subunit sigma 2. Gene Ontology annotation, molecular function: clathrin-cargo adaptor activity. Bases 190 to 672 code for a protein of 160 amino acids. Lineage: Eukaryota; Metazoa; Chordata; Mammalia; Rodentia; Muridae. Gene Ontology annotation, biological process: vesicle-mediated transport; intracellular protein transport. The record is from RefSeq and is a predicted model, not a curated record. The transcript is spliced from 6 exons. Gene Ontology annotation, cellular component: AP-1 adaptor complex; intracellular membrane-bounded organelle; membrane coat.
CCAGGGCGGGAUCUGUUGGCUCGCCCUACCCUCGCCGCCUAAGCCUGCCCUCCACCAGACGGGUCCCCUCCCCGCGGCACCACGGCUUCCCUUCAACAGCCAGGCGACGGGGGCUUCCCCUCAGCAGCUGCCGGUGCCUCAGUCUCCGCAGCCAGCCUAGCUCCGCCGCGUCCGCGGCCCGCAGCCGCCAUGCAGUUUAUGUUGCUUUUUAGUCGUCAGGGAAAGCUUCGACUGCAGAAAUGGUAUGUCCCACUGUCAGACAAAGAGAAGAAGAAGAUCACCAGAGAACUUGUGCAAACCGUUUUAGCACGGAAACCCAAGAUGUGCAGCUUCCUUGAGUGGAGAGAUCUGAAGAUUGUUUAUAAAAGAUAUGCCAGUCUAUAUUUUUGCUGUGCUAUUGAGGAUCAGGACAAUGAGCUGAUUACCCUGGAAAUAAUCCAUCGUUAUGUGGAAUUACUUGACAAGUAUUUUGGCAGUGUGUGUGAACUUGAUAUCAUCUUUAAUUUUGAGAAGGCCUAUUUUAUUUUGGAUGAAUUUCUUUUGGGAGGAGAAGUUCAGGAAACAUCAAAGAAAAAUGUCCUUAAAGCAAUUGAGCAGGCUGAUCUCCUGCAGGAGAAAACAGAAAAUAUGUAUCACAGCAAGAGUUUCAUUGGGUAUAAGAAAGCAUACUAGAAUACGUGCUGGAGUACAGACAUGCAUCAAAAUGUACCACGCCAUGAAUAUUUUAAUGUCCCUGUGUACUAAUGACUGCUCAUCGACUAUGCAGAAUUUCACAGAGGAAAUAGAGAACUGAUAUACUUAUGAAAGAAAAUGUCCUCAGCUUGGUGACUAAUUCUCCUGUAAAAUAAUAUAUAGCAUCUUAGAACUAGUACCUUUAUGAUUGUAUUUUUUUCUGUGCCUAUUCUUAAUUCUAUUUAUUUUGUAUAUGAUAUUGACAUAGUUUUUUCUGUCUACUACUGAUUUCUUCUUGACAAAAUAUGACUUGUGAAUGUUUUGAUUAAUAUUCUGAACACAUACAAGUUAUCAUUAGUAAAUCAUCUGUGAUUAAUCUUAUGAGAGUAUAAGUGAAAGACCGGGGACAAUCACAAAUGUUUACCAAAGAAAACAGUUAGGAGCUCAGGCAAAAUUAGGCACACACAAUAUUUAAUGUAGUUUGAUCUUCCACUGUUGAAGAAAGCCAAGCUUUAUUUAGUGCUAAGAUUAUCUUACAGUCUGUAUGAGCUAAUAUGUUGGACUGUAUCACAUAAAAGUGUAUUUUGGAACAAUAUAAGAAAAAUCAAUUGUAUAAUUCUCUAAGAUCUAAGGUUAAAACAUUUCAAUUUUUAAGAAAUUUUGUAUUGCCAAUAUUUAUUAAGCCACAUUUGUGCAGUGUCAAAAGUCCCUUUAUGAACUGUCAGAAAACUAUGUCACAAAGUCUCCUGUAUUGUUGCUCAGUAACAGCCCUUGAGUCAGUAAUACUGAGCCUACCCAUGUGAUACAAAAAUUCAGAUAAUCAUUUUUAAUAUCCAAACAUUUAUAGUUUAUUAAUUAAUGGCUUCCUAAUUAAUAUAUUAAGCCUUCUUCUAAACAUUCAGUGAUGUGUUAACUAUGCUUGUAUAUUUUGGAAUACUAAAAACUUUUAAUAUUAAUUUUAUAUAAAUAUGGUUUUAAUAAGCAGCAAAUUGAGAGUUUAAAGCCUAAGUAAAUUUUUACUAAACAAUAACUUAGGAGGCAUGGUAGUGCAUGCCUGUCAUCCUAGUACUUGGGAGGCUGAGGCAAAAGGAAGAUGAGGUACUAUAGUACCUAGGGCAUCCCUGUCUCAAAAGACAAAAAAGCUAAGUAUGCCAAAAAACUCUAGUAACUUCAGAAGGUACCCAUACCAGUUUCCCACUGAAAGAAGAUCUAGGAAAUGUUUUAGGAAAUGCAGUGUUAGGCAGCUGUACAGCUCAGCGCUCUCCAUUGCCAUCUGCAACAUCACAAAGCAUUGGUCUUUCAUUUCCAUUUUUCCCAUCCUCCCACAUACAUGUUGUUCAUCUGAUUUUAAUGUUGCAUAAAUAUGCAUUGUCUCAUGCCUGUUUGUUUUGGUUGCUGUGUGCUGAGCUGUAAGAAAAUGUUGUGCUUUUGUGGGGGGAUUAUCUGUAUACAGCUGCUUGCUUUAAAUUAGCAGAUUCUGAAAUAGCUUUUCUUGCAUGUCUAAAAUAAAGUAUUGCAUGUAC